Messenger RNA from Drosophila sulfurigaster albostrigata, 1057 nucleotides. RefSeq lists its product as uncharacterized. The transcript has 3 exons. The record is from RefSeq and is a predicted model, not a curated record. The coding region runs from base 430 to 978 and encodes 182 amino acids. NCBI's taxonomy places the organism in Eukaryota, Metazoa, Arthropoda, Insecta, Diptera, Drosophilidae. Gene Ontology annotation, cellular component: extracellular region. Gene Ontology annotation, molecular function: chitin binding.
UUUAUGGUCGGACUUAACAUCGUUUUGCCUAAGGUUUGUGUUUUCAGUUUUGGAACUUUAAUAAUUAGGCGGCACAGCGAAAAGUAAUCGCAUAAGCCAAAAGCUCUUUGCCAAAGCAGCUUCCACCAAACACAAAAUCGAAAGUUGCGCUGGCGCACACGACGAUGACGACGAGAGCCGAAGCAACCGCUUACCGUUAGACGCUACCCUUGAAAGCUUGCACGACAAGCACGCGACGAUGGCAACAGCAAUGGUAACAGCAAUGGCAACGGCGUCUGCGUCUCAAGUGGAUGGCGCGCUUGGAAAAAACUGCACUUCAGUUUCAGUGCGAUUUUUCGACCGAACGCAGACGGUUGAUCCAACUCCAAAUCAAAUCAAAUAAAUUGAGAGAAAAAAAAAAAGAGCAAAUACAACCCAAAAUCGUUAAAGAUGUCGAUGCUGAACAACAACAGCUCUGCGCUGCUGAGGAUGCUGGCAACGUUGUUGUUGCUGCUUGGCGUUGCGUUGGCCAUUGAAGUGCAGAAAUUUGGACACCUGUAUAAUCCACCGCAAUCGGAGCAUCAUGCACCACGCCACGAGGACAAACAGGAUUUGAAUAAAAUACCCGGUGUGGCCGGAGUCGAUUAUCCGAUCUAUCACGAAGUGCCGCACACGCAAUUCAGUUGCCACAACGUGCCCGCUGUGCCGGGCAUGUAUGCCAACGUAGAGACUGGCUGCCAGGCCUAUCACGUUUGUCACGAUGGACGCGAGGGUCACCAGGGUGCUUCAUUCUUGUGCACCAACGGCACAAUAUUCAAUCAGAAGGAAUUCGCCUGCGACUGGUGGUACAAUGUGAAGUGCGAGGAAGCCACCAGCCUCUAUCAUUUGAACGCCGACCCGGAACACAAUCCUUAUAUUCCCAAGAAGAAGCCUGAACUUGAACUUGAGCAUGCCGUGCACGAUGUGCAUAAUGGCGCUGGAUUUCUAAUACACGCAUAAUUUUCACUUCACAUUUCACUUGCACUAUUUAAAUUCAUUUCAAAAUUUUUCACUCCGCAAUAAAAUUUGGUUUACGAUG